This is a messenger RNA of Protopterus annectens (West African lungfish), 1488 nucleotides long. Its product is annotated as E3 ubiquitin-protein ligase Siah2-like. The transcript has 2 exons. Gene Ontology annotation, molecular function: zinc ion binding; ubiquitin conjugating enzyme binding; ubiquitin protein ligase activity. Bases 217 to 1179 code for a protein of 320 amino acids. Gene Ontology annotation, cellular component: cytoplasm. Gene Ontology annotation, biological process: proteasome-mediated ubiquitin-dependent protein catabolic process; multicellular organism development. The record is from RefSeq and is a predicted model, not a curated record. Lineage: Eukaryota; Metazoa; Chordata; Ceratodontiformes; Protopteridae.
AAUCUGCGUCACCCAUUGGCUAUACAACUAUCAGUCUUUUAAGAUUUCCUCCAGUCAGCUGUUUGACCCUCCUCGCUUCAGUGAAUGUAGCAGCAGCCAUGUUGGUUUUACAAAAGAGUCAGAAUAAUGGACAGUAGUGUCAAACCGGCUGGGGCACCCAAAAAAGGGUCAGUCUAAUAGAAGGAGGGCAGCCAAGGGCUGUUGUAAUAUCACGAUAUGAGUCGGCCAUCCUCUGCGGGAGGCAGCAGUGGAUUAGGCUCUGGAAAGGCGGCAGGGGGCAGCAGUGGUGGUGGCGGGGGCAAGCACGGAGGGGGCUCUGGGGCAGCUGCUGCUCUGUCUGCUGGCCCAGGGCCCACGCUGCCUGCACCCACUGCUUCAGCCCCCAGCCCGGCCACCACAGGUAGUGCGCUGCCUGCUCAGGCUGCUGAGCUAACGGCCUUAUUCGAGUGCCCGGUGUGUUUCGACUAUGUGCUGCCGCCCAUCUUGCAGUGCCAGGCAGGCCACCUGGUCUGUAAUCAGUGCCGUCAGAAGCUUAGCUGUUGCCCAACUUGUCGCGGCCCGCUCACUCCUAGUAUACGGAAUUUGGCCAUGGAGAAGGUGGCCUCAACUUUACCCUUCCCUUGCAAGUAUGCAUCAGCUGGUUGCCUGCUGUCGCUACAUCAUACAGACAAACCAGAGCAUGAAGAAGUGUGUGAGUUCCGCCCGUAUACUUGCCCCUGUCCUGGGGCAUCCUGUAAGUGGCAAGGAUCACUGGAUGCAGUCAUGCCACAUCUCAUGCAUGCUCACAAGAGCAUUACAACACUUCAAGGAGAGGACAUUGUUUUUCUGGCCACAGACAUUAAUCUUCCAGGUGCUGUAGACUGGGUUAUGAUGCAGUCAUGCUUUGGACACCACUUCAUGCUUGUCCUGGAGAAGCAGGAGAAGUAUGAAGGGCAUCAGCAGUUUUUUGCUAUUGUCCUGCUAAUAGGCACUCGUAAACAGGCUGAGAACUUUGCCUAUAGACUGGAAUUGAAUGGGAACCGCAGAAGACUGACUUGGGAAGCCACACCAAGGUCUAUUCAUGACGGUGUAGCAGCUGCUAUCAUGAACAGUGACUGUCUUGUAUUUGAUACCUCUGUUGCACAUCUUUUUGCAGAUAAUGGGAAUCUUGGAAUUAAUGUCACAAUUUCAAUGUGCUAAUUUAUUAUAAAGAAAAGCCCUUUCUCUCUUACUGCAGGACCAUUUCCUACAAGGCAGGCAGUCAACACAAAGCUGGAGAAUGAGAAGAGAAGCAACAGCUCCAUGCCUUUACUGUGGUAUAAGGUGUGGACCCAUUGAAUGUUUGCCACAGUUGGCACACAUGAUGAAUAUGACUAAGAACCGUUCUGUAUGCGUGUCUAAUUCUUGCUAGGAGCUCAGUGAAACUGCAGCCCCAAAGAAGUGUGUGUGUGCGUCUGUGUGUGUGUGCGUCUGUGUGUGUGUGCGUCUGUGUGUGUGUGCGUCUGUGUG